UUGUUGCCAAGCGUAACCAGCAACUGUGUCAGUAAAAGGUGUUCUGCUUAAUAUGGCUCCUAACCUGUGCUACUAACUUGUCUCAGCCGUAGAUUAUUGAAAAAACAUUUGGACCAACAUCUGUAGAGAAAUGAUGGCGAGAAUAGGCGGAUUGGCGAAAUUGGAUGUUGCUGUUUUAAGCCCUGAGCAGCAGGAGAAACUGCGACAGUUCAAGAUCAAAACGAGAAUCGACAACGAGAAGUAUUUGAGGUCGCAUCCAGAAGUGGAGCUACUGAUAGGUGACUUUCUAAGGGAUGUGCUUCUUAAAAGGCCUGCAGAUAUCUGUGAAUUUGCUUCAGAUCAUUUCACCAACCCAAACCUUCAUGAAACUAUUGGCUCCAAAAUGGAAGAGAACAGUGUCACUGAGUGAAACACACCCAACAGUCAUAGCUUUGCAAGUUUUCUUUGUGUCUUUCUCUGUACACAGAAACAACUAAGAUGCUAAUAAGUUUUUGUCUGUCAGCUUCAUUAUCAGAUCGCUAUCGCAGGAAGCCGGCUAACUGGGAAGAUGGUAACGGCCAUUCCUAAUGAGUGUAAUUAAAGGUUAAUGAGAACAGGAUGUCCUGUGGGUAUUACACACUGUUUGUCACAUCACCCACAUGAUUAUGUUGGGACAUAUUGAAGAGUUAAUUGUGGCCCAUGUAAUGAAACCAGGAUCACAUAUUGCAAUCUGCAUUCAUCUGAAUGGCUGUGUCCCCUUAACUAUAUGGAUUACUUAAAACAUAUCUUAUGAAGGGCCAGAGAGUUUGACACCAGUUCAGAUUUAAUAUUUACACCAUUCAUUUAUUUAAUGAUAAAAACUAUUUUUUUUUAAAUCUUUCUUUUUUUAAUUCAUGGUCCAGUGAUAUCUCUUAAUUCUUUCCAUUGAGGUGAUAUUUUUUCUGCUUUUUUUAUUUACUGUACAUAUCUUUUUUUUGGUUGCAUUGAAAUAUUUGAUAUGCAUCUGUAUAGAAAAUGAAAUUAUACAUUGCAAAAGCAAAGGAUUAAAGUAAUUAAUGAAACAUAUGUUUUUAGAGUCACAGUCACGUAUUACAAGAAGUGAAUUUUUCACUAUUGAUAACCUUGUUUCUUUUGGAGAAAAUUGACUUUGUGUUUCUAGAGAGAAGUGAUCUCCUCAGUGUCUUUGUCAAAUGUAUCAUCUGUCAUCCAUUACAAUAACUGCAUGUUAACUUGGGCAGUGGUCAAGCUUUCUCCAUGGUGAGUAGAGCUUUUACUUUGUAGUUAUCCUGCUUUGUUUGUUGUUUUGUUUUGGCUAUGUAAUUGUGUCUGGACAAUGCAGCGCUGCAUUGGGUUGUGGUGUUUGGGUUUUAUCAGCCUAUUCAUCUUUUCCAUCCACCCAUGUUUGCUUGGAGCAUGGUGUACUGCAAUGGACAGCACAAAGGAAUCCUGUGCUCUACAAAAAAAAAAUGUUUGUUUGUCAUAAUACUACUGAUAAAAUGUUUUAUGGACUGAUGAAACUAAGGUUGAAUUGUUUGGGAAGAACAUGGAUCACGAUUUGGGGUUUUGCUGCCUCCGGGCCUGGACAGGUCAACAUUAUCAAAGAAAAUUAAUUCCUAAAUUCAUCAAGGUAUUUUACAGGAUAAUGUCAGGGUGUCUGUCCACCUGUUGAAGCUGCAGGAGGAGUUGGGUGAUGCAGCAGGACAAUGACCCUAAUCAUGUAAUCAAGUAAAUCUACUACAGAAUGACUUCAAACAAAGAAAAUCCACCUGUGGAGUGGCCCAGUCACAGCCCAGGCCCUGGGGCCAGUUGCACAAAACACCUUAAGUUAAGAUUAAAGUCUGAGUUAAGGUUUCCUUAAAAUAAAAACAGUUGUCCAAAACACUGUGAGUCUUCUCCUUAAGGUUUCCGUGAAGUUCCUGUCAAAACAACAGGAGGCUGAGUUUGCGUGCCAGCUUCUUUGAUAACAGCUACAAGCUAAUGCCAGCUAACAUAUGGUCUCCAUGGAAACAGUAGAAUUUUAGCGCUGUAAAAUCUCUUUCACCUUUGUACCCUUUCUCCUUAACUAAGGAAGCCUUUUAGGAGAUUCUGCGCAACACCCUUAAGUAAGUCCCUCAGCUAAGGAGAAUUUAAACCUUAAGUGUCAUACUUCAGCAGAAAUCUUAAGGUGUUCUGUGCAACUGGCCCCUGAUCAGUCGCUACUGGAGCUUGUUUGAGGUUAGUGGUGCCAAAGGAGAUGUGACCACUUGAUGAUUUACUUACAUUUUCCAUCAACAGUGUGAAUGUUUAUUGGGUGUGUUCAAUAGGGUGUGUUCAAAGACACAAAAGAUUAUAAUUGUUUAUGUGAUAUAAGUUUAGAGACACUGUUUGUUGACUCAGAUCACAUUUUAUGACCAAUCAAUGCAGAAAACCAGGUCAUUUUAAAGGGGACCACAUACUCUUUCUUAUCACUGAACACUUAUGAUGAGAGUUCUUCAACAACUUUUGAAGGAUUAUCUCACCUUUAUCUAAUAAUGAGUUAAUUUCAUGAUUGACAUGAGAAUUCAUCAAUUAAAAUAAAUAUCUCAAAUGAUUUGUAA
This is a messenger RNA of Seriola aureovittata, 2555 nucleotides long. RefSeq names its product RIIa domain-containing protein 1 (gene riiad1). Lineage: Eukaryota; Metazoa; Chordata; Actinopteri; Carangiformes; Carangidae. The record is from RefSeq and is a predicted model, not a curated record. The transcript has 4 exons. The coding region runs from base 131 to 409 and encodes 92 amino acids.